Molecule: messenger RNA, 4166 nt
Organism: Anopheles coustani
Lineage: Eukaryota; Metazoa; Arthropoda; Insecta; Diptera; Culicidae
Exons: 6
Coding region: 1-3819 (1272 amino acids)
Source: RefSeq, a predicted model, not a curated record
AUGACGAACCUCAACCACGAUCUACAGCAGCAUCAGCAGCAACAGCAGCCAACGCAGUUGCAACCUGUAGCAACGGCAGAAACGAGGCAAGGACAGCAGCAUCGUUAUCAUCUGCAUCAUGACCCGGCGUACAACAUCACCACUGCCGAGGCAGACCUCGACUACAAUAGUGACAACAGUAUAGCGGUCCUUCAUCAACAUCAUAAUCACCUACACCCGCAACAUCACCAGCAUCAUCAGCAGCAGCAACAACACCAUCACCAUCGCUAUAUGCCAUCGAGCUCUAGUUCCUGUGAUAACACCAAACAGCCGACUCGGCUGGGCGGUGGCAGUUCCAGUGCCGGCGGGUCCUGCGAUGAGAACACGCCCAGCGUUUUGGACAUCAACCUAGACACCAAGAAGAUUUCACUUGCUCACCAAAACGGCAGCUCGAGGCACAACUCACCGGCACGUUUCGGCGAGGAGCGGAAGUAUGGGAACAACCACCACCACAACCAUCACCACCAUCAUCACAUCGAGGUGUACAGCGACGGGGCGAACGGGUUGGACAUCAGCAAGCUGGAGGAGGAGAUCUCCGAAGACGACCGGGGACCACCGUUACCACCCCGACCGGCCCCGAGGUCCCGCACGCUGCAGCGCAUGGAAACGGCUCCCACAUCGUCCGGGGUGAGGAAGUACGUCAUCUGGUGUCUCAUAUGCGGCGGUAUCUCCAGCCUUUUGGGUGUCCUGUUUCUGGGCAUCUACUUCCUGCUUCGAUCGUACACGAGCACGGUGGGCUACUUUGAAACCGUACCAACGUUCGUACCGGCAACAUUGCUCAUGUUGACUGGUAUCUGUAUAAUGAGCCUAGCGAGGCGAAGAAAUCGUUACAGCUAUCUGAUUAAACUUUCCGGAGCGUGUGGCUUGGCGUCGGCACUGACCUGUGCCCUGGUGACCGUUACCACAACCGUCCUCCACAUGAGUCGCCUGCAAGUCCUGCGGGAGUGUGAGUACACGCAGAAAACGCGCACCUGUACCUGCUACUCCGUGACGGCCGACAAGCAAACGGAAGGCGUUGACGAUAGCGUCCGGUUCGUGUUUGACUCGACGUCGGACUGUGGCGUCGUACACGGUGCACUCUACUCCUGCCUUCGAGCCGUCUUUGGGCUGUCGGUAGCGGGCGUUUUGGUGGCCGUGUUUAGCUGUAUGCUCGUGUACCAGCUGCUGAGUCACGAGCGAAAGAAGAUGUACUGGGAGCAGCUGGAACUGCGAUGUCGCUCGCUGUACGCCGGCCAACAGGGCCCAGCUUCGGUGCUACCGUCUGGGCCGGGAAUGCUCGGGAGUGCCGGAGUGGGUGGUCCUGGGACGGUCGUAAGCGGGCGGACGGGAAACUGUCGGUGCUGCGAGCAGUGCCACGCGCACCGUAAUGUUCUCCCGACGGCGUACCCUUGGGAAGGCGACGGUCGCUUCUGGACGCCGGGGCAGGCAGGAAAUUUCUACUCGCCGAACCCGGGCGGUGAUGAGCCGGGUACGGUCAGUGGUGGCCGGCUGAACACAAGCGGACGACGCAUGCCGGGUUGGAGCUGGCCGAGAAUGCCCUGGCAGCGGAACGAUGCCACACAACGUCUGUCGCCGCACAGUCCGGACUCGCAGUAUGGAUUUUCGAACGGGCGUUCAGGAAUGCCUAUGCCGAUGGGUGGUGGUGGGGGAGGAGUGGUUGGGGCUUUACUGGGUGAUGCCGGCAUACAGCCUCGUUACAACGUGAUCGAUCAGCAGUACGGUAUCUGGGGCCCUCCGCCACCGUACUCGGACCCGAACAGUCCGGCACGCCGUGGACGAUAUCAGUAUAUCCAUCCAUCGCAGUGUGGACCGCCAUUGAUCGAUGCGAAUGGACCGAGCGGACUACCGCCGAACGGAGGGCCUGGCAUUGCCAUUCUCGAGUGUCACCAGCAUGCCGUCAUGGGGGUGGACGUACACGGGAUACCCCAGCAAUAUAUGAGCGGACCGACGGGUCCUCCGUCAAACAUGGGCAGCUCCGGAGGACAUCCACAAGCAUCCAACUAUUCACGAGGGGGUAGUGGUGCUGGUGGUGGUGGUGGAAGUGGUACCGGUGGCGGUGGUAUUUCAAGUGGCCCUCCUGGAAGUUCAUCUGGUUGCACAAACGGCGGUGGUACUGGCUGUGGCAAUCCCGGAGGCAAGCGCCAGCAAACUGGUGGCUACACCAAAAUGCAGACCCAAACAAAAGAUAACUACGAAAAUACACCCUCCGACAGUGACGGCCCGGGACGUGACCGGUUUUCCAAUACGCUUCCCCUGCGGAAAGCGAAGAAACGCGUUGAGACCGCGGGCGCCAAAAGCAUCGGACCGAACAACGGCGGGCAGCAUCAGCCGGCUAGUCGCGUGAAUGUGCAGAAUGUAUUCGGUACCAGUCAGGUGGUGAUGCACUCACAGCACCACGCACCUCCCGGCUCGCUGGAAACGUCUGAAAACGAGUACAACGAGCCAAACUUGCCCUCGAACGGUAAUGGUAAUGGCGCAGGAAAUGUGUUGGGUGAUAGUUGCGACCAAUCGGCGGAAAAUCAGGGCCCAAUGGUGGUGCAUCCACCGAAAACGCGACGGCUAAAGUCGACACCCGGAGGAAUCGAGAACAGUGGUUUCCAAACGGUGGAGUCACUCGAGGCGGAGGCGGCCCUCAGCGGGAAGUUACUGGAACCGACCGAAUCGGAGGUCUACUUUGCCGACGUGAGUAGCUGCUGCAAUAUGUCGGUGAAAAACGACAACUACUACGAAGACGCAGGCCAAAGAAGGAAGAAGGACAAACAGCAACAAUUGCACCAGGACCAGGCGGACGACUACAUCGCACAGCGCUUUGGUAAACGGGAACCAUCGGUUAGGAGUCGUCUUCCAUUUCCCCAGGCGUCGCUUCCUCUCGGGCACGACACAUCUUCAGGAUCGGGAUUCGGCGGUACUGGAGGCGAUAAGCCACCGGUGAUGCCUCGAUCGUCCCUGCUGCCCAAGGAUAUCUCCCGCCAGAGCAUGUGUUCAGUGGAUUCGGGCGAAAAGACGGACUACACGGACCUCUCGCCGGCCACCCCUAGUACAAACAACAAUAACUUCCCGUCGAUAGCAGCGGCCAACGGGGCAACGGGUGCUGCCAGCGGGAACAAACCAAUGGCUAGCCUUGAACCGACGACUGUGCGGGCAGCAGAUCACGAUGGCGGUCCGGGGGGCUGCAAUUUCAUCGCCUCCUACCCGUACUCCUCCAACGAGCAGAGCCAGGAGGCGCACCGACGAUCGACCAAAAACCUUCACGACAUCUUCCUGGCGCCCGACUCGCAGUACGAGGUAAUGAAAGAAUUGCAUAGAUUUAAGACGACACCACUAACGCUAACACCCUUCGAACUGCCUUCGUCAACUCCUUCAUCACCAUCAUCACCGUCCUCCUCCCACCAGGAUAUGCCGGUACCAUUCCCUCCUGCCUCGUUCGGUUCCGCCCCACCGACCACAUCGGCCACGAUGUCAACGUCGGCGCUAGCUCCUCCUCCUCCGACGACGACGACGACGUCGAUGAAGCCAAAGUCACCGAAGAACCUCAACAUUACGCCGAUCAAACGCCAGAGUCUCGGCACCAACAUCAGCUCGAUCAUACAGAACCUCAGCGGCAACGAUGUUGGGCUGCUGUACCCAGAGGGCCUUCGCCACUCGGCCACUGGACAGAGCAGCGGGGCACCGUCGUCCGGUGGGAUACGAUCGGACAUCAACGACAGUGUGAGCAGCAACGAGGACAACGAGGAACUAACCGACGGCAUCGAGCGAUUAGGCGUCGACCGGCGCUUGUGAGACGAAGUGUACGUGUGAGCGAGCUCGGACUGAAUGCUGCCAGGUGACGACUCGCACACCAGAAACAAUCAAUAGAGCCAUUUCCCCCGUGUCCCGUAACCAGAGGUUCCAAAGUUUGGUGUACCAUCGGGGUUUCGGCCGGUGCGCUGUACAAAGGAAUAGCAGAAAAUUCUCAACUCUCGUGUGUAAGUACGUUCCAUCCAAAUCAAAUCAAGAAACGAGAACGGUGAAGCCGUAGCUAUUCACCUACUAUUAAAUACCGCAUCCAUCCGUAAAAUGCCGCUCAAAAAUAGCGUCCAAUUUGCCGUCGUGUAGCCUGAACACCGUGUGUCAGAAACAAUAGGAAU